This is a messenger RNA of Onychomys torridus (southern grasshopper mouse), 603 nucleotides long. RefSeq names its product keratin-associated protein 4-3-like. The coding region runs from base 1 to 603 and encodes 200 amino acids. Gene Ontology annotation, cellular component: keratin filament. The transcript has a single exon. Lineage: Eukaryota; Metazoa; Chordata; Mammalia; Rodentia; Cricetidae. The record is from RefSeq and is a predicted model, not a curated record.
AUGGUCAACUCCUGCUGUGGCUCUGUCUGCUCUGAGGAGGGCUGUGGCCAAGGCUGCUGCCAGCCCAGCUGCUGCCAGCCCACCUGCUGCAGACCUAUCUGCUGCCAGCCCAGCUGCUGUGUGUCCAGCUGCUGCAGACCCAGCUGCUGUGUGUCCAGCUGCUGCAGGCCCUCUUGCUGCAUCUCCAGCUGCUGCCGCCCAUGCUGUGGCUGUUCCAGCUGUUGUGGAUCCAGCUGCUGCCGUCCCAGCUGCUGCAUUUCUAGCUGCUGCAGGCCUUCCUGCUGCCGCCCCAGCUGCUGUGUGUCCAGCUGCUGCAGGCCCAGCUGCUGUGUGUCCAGCUGCUGCAGGCCCUCUUGCUGUAUCUCCAGCUGCUGCCACCCCUGCUGUGGCAGUUCCAGUUGUUGUGGAUCAAGUUGUUGCCGACCCAGCUGCUGCAUUUCUAGCUGCUGCCGUCCCAGCUGUUGCCAGACCACCUGCUGCCGCCCCAGCUGUUGUGUGUCCAGCUGCUGCAGGCCUCAGUGCUGCAUCUCCAGCUGCUGCCGCCCCACCUGUUGCCAGACCAGCUGCUGCCGCCCAGCUUGCUCUAGCAGUUCUUGCUGCUGA